Messenger RNA from Periophthalmus magnuspinnatus, 2239 nucleotides. It is a transcript of the gene rab41, whose product is annotated as RAB41, member RAS oncogene family. The transcript has 8 exons. Gene Ontology annotation, molecular function: GTP binding; GTPase activity. The record is from RefSeq and is a predicted model, not a curated record. Lineage: Eukaryota; Metazoa; Chordata; Actinopteri; Gobiiformes; Gobiidae. Bases 110 to 745 code for a protein of 211 amino acids.
AUAGAAAACACCGGCGCUGUUGGUCUGGGAUACGGUUUGCUCUUCUCUAGGCUAGACAUCACAUCAUUAGCUAAGUCUACUAGCUUCAUAGCUGAUUCAUUUAGACAAAAUGUCAACUACGACUGGUGGUGGAGAGUUUGGCAACCCUCUCCGAAAGUUUAAGCUCGUUUUCUUGGGUGAACAAAGUGUUGGGAAGACCUCACUUAUUACCAGGUUCAUGUAUGACAGUUUCGACAACACUUACCAGGCCACCAUUGGAAUUGACUUUUUGUCAAAAACUAUGUAUCUUGAAGACCGCACGGUCCGGCUCCAACUUUGGGAUACUGCUGGACAGGAGCGUUUCCGUAGCCUAAUUCCCAGCUACAUCCGCGACUCUACCAUUGCUGUGGUUGUUUAUGACAUCACCAAUCUGAAUUCGUUCCAGCAAACCUCAAAGUGGAUUGAUGAUGUAAGGACAGAAAGAGGAAGUGAUGUCAUCAUAAUGCUGGUUGGAAACAAAACAGACUUGGCAGACAAGAGACAGAUCACCACGGAGGAGGGCGAGCAAAGAGCAAAGGAGCUCAAUGUCAUGUUCAUUGAAACCAGCGCAAAGACUGGCUACAAUGUCAAACAGCUAUUUCGCCGUGUUGCUGCUGCACUGCCUGGGAUGGAUAGCACACCAGAAAAAAGCAAAGAAGACAUGAUCGAUAUAAAACUGGAGAAACAGCCAGAGAUGACUGUCACGGAGAGCAGCUGCUCAUGCUAGUGCGCCUACCCACUCUCUGCCCGUCCUUUCCCACCAACAGCUUGUCUCUCAGUGGCCACUCUCUCCACCCUUUGGCACCCUGCCGAUGGGAUGGACCUGUCUUUCCCUUUUUAAACUCAGUGACUUUUCAGAGUUGCCAUGUGGAUGUGUAUUGAAACAGAAUAUCACAUGGGUCAAACAUUUAAACAAAGUUACAUUUUUUUCUGAUUCAUACAGUUGCAUGUCAUAAUAUAGGACGAACAUUGCAAUCUGCUUAUGGGUUACUGCACAGUUGAAAAUUGCAGUGCUGUUACACUUGCUAUGUUGUAAAGUAAAAUGCUUGGAAUUAUUUAAGACUUUUAGAACUAUACAUAUUUUUAAGCAUUUAUUUGCAGAUAAGUUAUUUCUUAGAGACCUCACUUUAAAUGCUGGGCAAAUGGAUUUCAUAAUGGGUGUGCUUUUUGAAAUUGUUAUAUUAGGUUUAACGUACCCUUUCCAAACAAGCAUUAGUUUAAAGAAUUGUUUUUUUUUGCUUUGGUUUUAUACAUAAACUGCCAAACAUUCAAAUGCAUCAGCCUUUUAUAGGGCAGAAAAGGAUGACAAUGGAUAAAAAAUAUCAUGAUGUUCAGCUAAUGUUAAGGUGGCAUAGCAAUUUGAUUUCUGUCUGGAUAGAACUUCAUUAUUCAAUCGAAACUAAAGAUAUAGUCUUAAACAGUGGUUAUGUUUACCUCUUUUCAAGUUGUCACGUAGGUCACUGAGGUGUACCCAACAUCAACAAUGAAACUGUUUUUCACAUUUGUAAAAUGCAGCAUGCUCACCAUGCAGGAUUUAUAGGGAUAAGAACACAGAUGCCUUGCUUGUUGUUCACUGAUGUUGUGCACUGAAUCAAGCCACAAUAUUGUAAAUGAUAGAAGCCUGCUCUCUGUUCAAUGGCUUCAUUAGUAGUUUUGUAGAGCUGGUAGUGUGUUCUCCUAUACAGCUAAUGCUUACUAACACCUUUGCUGUAAAAAGUGCCGAGGUCUAUUCCAGUACUCCUCUAUGCUUUAGCUUGUGUUAUACUGCUGGUUUUGUGUUAAUUUAUUUUCUUACAUACUAAUAUUGUCUCCUGGACAAUGUACAUGUUACCAAAAGUUACUUGCUGGCAUGCAUGUUACAUUUUUUCAUAUUUAUUAUUUUGCGUGUCCGAUAGGGUAUCUGUGAUUUGGUUACAGCCACUCAUUUAUGGCUGCACCAAGGGCCGCAGGUUAGAAAGAAUGACACAGGCAGUUGCAUAGCCAUAGCACAACAAACACUGGUCAGCUCUUUAGUAAACUUUUAAAUGGUAUUAAGUAUAUACAUAACACAUAACCUUUCAAAAUGGACGCCUUUCUGUUACUUCUCAGUGACUAAAAUUCUGCUUUGUGCUCUUCUUAAUUGUGUCUAUUUGAAAAUAAAUGCUGUCUUCUCGUGUUUAGCAACAUUUGCGUGAAAAAUGUACUAUUACUAUCUUAUGUAUAAAAAAGGAGAAUUAAUGAA